Molecule: messenger RNA, 2217 nt
Organism: Danaus chrysippus (African queen)
Lineage: Eukaryota; Metazoa; Arthropoda; Insecta; Lepidoptera; Nymphalidae
Source: the annotation of a GenBank genome assembly
AUGUUUAGCUGGCUUAAAAAAGAAGGUGAAAAAACAGAGAGUAUCGAAAAUGUCGUCGAGGGUCUCAAAAGGAUAUACAAAACGAAACUUUUGCCGCUGGAAUCACAUUACCAGUUCCAUGAUUUCCAUUCCCCACAACUCGAAGACCCGGACUUUGAUGCAAAACCCAUGAUACUUCUGGUUGGACAAUACUCUACCGGCAAAACGACCUUUAUCAAAUAUCUCUUAGAGAGAGAUUUUCCUGGAAUACGUAUCGGGCCGGAGCCCACAACGGAUAGAUUUAUUGCUGUUAUGUUUGAUGAAAAAGAAGGAAUGAUUCCCGGCAAUGCACUCGUCGUGGAUCCCAAGAAACAAUUUCGACCUCUCAGUAAAUUCGGAAACGCCUUCUUAAACAGAUUCCAAUGUUCGACUGUGAACUCCCCCGUAUUGAGAGGUAUUUCCAUCGUGGACACUCCCGGUAUUCUGUCGGGGGAGAAGCAGCGCGUGGACAGAGGUUACGACUUCACGGGCGUUCUGGAAUGGUUCGCGGAGCGCGUCGACCGUAUCGUACUCCUCUUCGACGCCCACAAACUCGAUAUAUCAGACGAAUUCAGACGGAGUAUCGAAGCUCUGAGAGGGCACGAUGAUAAAAUACGGAUCGUUCUCAACAAGGCGGACAUGAUCGAUCAUCAGCAGCUCAUGCGAGUGUACGGAGCUCUCAUGUGGUCGCUGGGCAAGGUGCUGCAGACACCCGAGGUGGCCCGGGUGUACAUAGGAUCAUUCUGGGACCAACCUCUCCGCUACGACGUCAACAGGCGGCUCUUUGAGGACGAGGAACAGGAUCUCUUCAGAGACAUGCAAUCUCUCCCGAGGAAUGCAGCAUUACGUAAAUUGAAUGACCUAAUUAAAAGGGCACGACUCGCUAAAGUGCACGCUUAUAUAGUUAGUGAGUUAAGGAAAGAAAUGCCUUCAAUGUUCGGAAAGGAUGGGAAAAAGAAGGAAUUAAUAAAAAAUCUUGGUCAAGUGUAUGAUAGAAUACAAAAAGAAAUGCAAAUAUCUCCCGGUGAUUUCCCUGAUAUCAAGAAAAUGCAAGAAACCCUGGCAAACCACGACUUCACCAAGUUCCAUCCGCUCAAACCCAAGUUACUGGAGGUAGUGGACCACAUGCUGGCGACCGACAUCGCACGACUCAUGGACAUGAUCCCACAGGAAGAUGUUAAUGUUGUCUCCGAACCUCUCAUUAGAGGAGGAGCGUUCGAGGGUGUGGAGGACCAGGUGUCUCCGUUCGGGUACGGGCGCGGGGAGGGCGUGGACGCCGGCCACGGGGACCCCGAGUGGAUCUGCAGCAAGGAGAAGCCUCACUACGACCAGAUCUUCCAGUCGCUAAACCCCAUGGACGGGAAGGUGACCGGCGCCGGUACGUGUCCCACACACACACACACGCACUCCCCCCUCCUCGCACACACACACCCGCCGCCCUCCGUGAUGCUCGAGUUGUCUCUACAGAGCCUGCUGUCCGCCGCUCACUGCUGUUCUCUUCUAACAGAGCUCAGCGUCCGCUCCCGUCGACACCACGCCGACCUCACCGACACUCACAAAAUAACAGACACACUGUCCUUGGCCAUUCAGAAUUGUACUUCCAUCUCACAGUUGCUUCUGAACGAGUCCUCGUCCAGCGUCGAUGGCAGAGCGUCAGGAGCCGUUUCUAUUCACAGUUUGCCAGACUCCUCGUCCUCUGACAGAGACAGCUGUACCGGUGAAGACUCUGACUCUGGCUCUGACACGAGCACAGAGUACACGGAGCUCACACCCCCGAGCGGUGCAGACAGCGAGCAGACAGCCCACUCUAUACACUCGCCAUUGUUUUGUGUGAAGUUUAUUUGGCUAUUGUUGCUCAAUUUGUUAAGUAUGUAUGUUAUAGCGGAAGCUCUCUUUAUCGGCUCGUUGUACGCGCUGACGGGACGCACUUGUUUAGAGUUUUAUAUAGAGAAGCAGCCGCGCGGACUGUAUGAGAAUAUUAAAUGGUUCACGGUCGCCGCCAAGACGGAGAUGUUGAAGUCCAAGUUACCGAACAACGUGCUCGGGAAGAUCUGGAAGCUGGCGGACAUCGACAAGGACGGCUUCCUCGACGACGAGGAGUUCGCGCUGGCCAUGCAUCUGAUACGAGUGAAGACGGACGGACACGACCUGCCCGCCGACCUGCCGCCGCACCUCGUGCCGCCCUCCAAGAGGAACUAG